Messenger RNA from Lacerta agilis (Sand lizard), 1160 nucleotides. RefSeq names its product solute carrier family 45 member 3-like. Bases 20 to 742 code for a protein of 240 amino acids. NCBI's taxonomy places the organism in Eukaryota, Metazoa, Chordata, Lepidosauria, Squamata, Lacertidae. Gene Ontology annotation, cellular component: membrane. The transcript has 2 exons. Gene Ontology annotation, molecular function: sucrose:proton symporter activity. The record is from RefSeq and is a predicted model, not a curated record.
UUCUUCUCCAUUUCACCCAAUGUACAAACGUCUCUUCUCAGGGAUUCGAAUGGGUAGCCUGGGCCUCUUUCUCCAGUGCAUAAUCUCCAUCAUCUUCUCGACAAUCAUGGACCGGAUGGUGAAGCAGUUUGGGACACGAAUGGUCUACCUAGCCAGUGUGGCCUUAUUCCCGUUGAUGGCCAUCAUCAUGUGCUUCUCUCAGAGUGUUGUCAUCGUCACUGUUUCUGCCGCCCUGACAGGUUUCCCUUUCUCAGUGCUGCAGAUCUUGCCGUACACACUGGCAUCGCUUUAUCAUCAUGAAAAACAGAUAUACUUGCCCAAAUAUAAAAGCAAAGAAGAAGAUGCAGCUCAGCUGGAGAAGAAACACGGCUUCCUCAAGAGCCACCUUCCUGGACAAAAAGUGACCUACCAGAAUGGACACGGCGGAAGCCUUUUCUCCCCACCUGUUGCAGGAUCUGCUCUGUGCGUCAGCUCGCCCUGUGAGGUCUCUCUCAUCAUGAUGGUGGGAGACUCGGACACUGCAGCAGCAGCAAGCAGAGGCAUCUGUUCAGACUUGGCCAUCCUGGACAGUGCAUUCCUCCUUUCUCAGGUCAUCCCGUCCCUCCUCAUGGGCUCCCUUGUCCAGUUCACACAGUCGGUUACCGCUUACAUGGCAUCAGCUACUGGCUUUGGGCUCGUGGCCAUUUACUUUGCAACCAAAGUGAUCUUCGACAAAAGUGACAUGGCCAAGUACUCUGUGUAGGAUGGGGGAAAGGCUGCUGAGGGAAUUUCGCACAUUGAAACGGGUCAAUCAAGAAGAUUCAAGUGGUGCACAUUGCGGCCUCUUUCUCCCUGCCAGGUUGUGCUGUAAUGAGACAUGUGCAAAAGAAAAGAAAGAAAAAGAAACCUGGCUCCCUCUGGUUGAAGGAAAAGCAGUACUAGGCUGAUCUCAGGGUAUCUAAUGAAAGAGAGUCUGGUAUACUGUUGUCUGUUUCUCCCUAAUGCUUUCAUUGAAGUGCCUCUGCACAGAAGCCCACAGCAGACGCUUGCGGGUGUGAAAAGUAAAAUACCAUCCUUUCUACAACAGGGUACUUGCUCCAAUAGCUUUCUCACAUGGCGUGGCGGGAUGGUGACACAGUGCAGGGAGGGACCAAAGCUGUAAUUAACCUCACUUCUCAAGC